AUGUCGCAAAAUACAGCACAGAGUCCGCAUGCUGGCGGUCACGCACCGAGGCGUUUCCACACUCCCAAGCACGGCUGGCUUCAUGAGGUGGAGAAGCGUCUCGUUGGACAGACCCCAAAAGGCGCACCGCCAGCAAGGCCUAGACAAUCCGAGUCGCAUCGUUCUAGACCCAACUCAGGCGGACUAGAUCGCGAGGUGGAGGCCAUCUUUCACAGAACAGCUCGAUAUGGCGGUGACGACCCAAGAGAUCCACAAGACCAGGCAUACGAGACCAACGCUCCACCCGACGAAACAGCAGAGAGCCAAACUUCGACUCGUGUGCCUUCCUCACCAACUCAACCUGGCGCAUACAAGUCCAAGUCAAAGGGUCAACAAAGUUCUAGUCGCAAUGAUGACAAUGAUGACAAUGCUGACAGUGAUGACAGUGAUGACAAUAAUGACAAUGACGCCAACUCGGACCAAGGCCGUCCAAGAGGCAACCCCGAUGAGGCUGAAGAUCCGAACCAGGUCGGCUGGGAUGGUCCUGACGAUCCUGAGAACCCGCAGAACUGGUCGCAGAAGAAGAAAUGGGCAUUCACCUUGCUAUGCUCCUUGCUUACUGUCAACGUCACUUUCGCAUCUUCCGCUCCAUCUUCGGCCAUCCAACAAAUCGCCCAGGAGUUUCAGAUCGGCACGGUUACCGCCACACUGAUUACGUCCUUGUUUCUGGCAGGUUACUGCCUCGGCCCCAUCAUCUGGUCGACAACUUCGGAACUCGUGGGUCGAAAGGUGAUCUUCAGCAUUUCGAUGCUGAUGUACACCCUCUUCAUCCUUGGACAAGCCUUGGCAAAGAACCCAGAGACCUUAUUUAUUACUCGAUUCAUCAGCGGUGUCUGUGCAGCUGCACCGCUCACCAACGCUGGUGGUGUGAUUGCCGACAUGUGGGACCCCGUCGGGCGAGGCUACGCCAUGAGUCUCUUCUCUUGCGCCGUCUUCAUCGGUCCUGUCAUGGGUCCCAUCGUCGGAGGCUUCAUCACCCAGUCCUACCUGGCAUGGCGAUGGGUCUUUUGGAUCAUGAUGAUCUUUGCCGGUCUUUGCUGGGUCAUCACUGUGCUCUUCCUUCCCGAGACUUUCACACCCAUCCUUUUAGUUCGAAAAGCUAAGCGACUCCGCAAGCUGGAUCCCCAAGGCAACAAGGACCUCUACGCACCUCACGAGAGGAGCGACUGGUCGCUGGGUGGCAUCGCUCACCGCACGCUAUUACGACCCUUUCAGAUCUUGGCACAGGAGCCCAUCUUGGUCCUCAUCACCAUCUAUGUUUCCAUCGUCUAUGGAAUCCUGUACGGACUUUUCGAGGCGGUGCCAGUCAUCUUUGAGAUGAAGCGAGGCUUCAACUUGGGAGAGUCUGGUCUCAUUUUCAUCGCAGUCGGUCUUGGAACGACAAUUGGUGGAAUGAUUAACGUGCUUGUACAGCUUCGAUACCGACAACUCACGCCGUUCUGGCGCGGCAUGCCUCCUCCCGAGGAGAGACUCAUCGGAUCCAUGAUUGCUGGCCCUUUCCUCGUUCUGGGUGCCUUCUGGCUGGGAUGGACUGGCGAGUACGUAGCUGUGCCCUGGUACGUGCCUGCUCUUUCGCUCGUCCCUAUCGGCAUGAGCUUCACGCUCGUUUUCAUUUCCCUUCUCAGCUACAUCGUAGACUGUUAUACCGUCUAUGCCGCAUCGGCCUUGGCCGCCAACACCAUCCUUCGAUCGGCAGUAGGAGCUGCAUUUCCUCUUUUUACAAGACAGGCUUUCAAUGGCUUGGGAACCAACUGGGCUGCUUCGUUGCUAGGCUUCGUUGCUUUAGUUCUUACACCAUUCCCAUACAUCUUCUACGUUUAUGGCAGCAAAAUCCGCCGUUUGAGCAAGUUCGCGCCAGCGUUUGAUCUCAAAAUUCGCCAAGAAUUGGAAAAAGAGGGCAAGCUGCCUGAGAACAGUCUCGACAACACCAGCCCUCUAGAUCGCAACGGUCUUGCAGCUUCCAAGAAGGCGGCAGCGUCCAAGGGAGAUGCGGAGAAGGGCCAAAAUUCUGACUAA
Messenger RNA from Ustilago hordei, 2055 nucleotides. Its product is annotated as putative mfs-multidrug-resistance transporter. The record is from RefSeq and is a predicted model, not a curated record. Lineage: Eukaryota; Fungi; Basidiomycota; Ustilaginomycetes; Ustilaginales; Ustilaginaceae. The transcript has a single exon. Gene Ontology annotation, biological process: transmembrane transport. Gene Ontology annotation, molecular function: transmembrane transporter activity. Bases 1 to 2055 code for a protein of 684 amino acids.